Molecule: messenger RNA, 3764 nt
Organism: Scomber japonicus (chub mackerel)
Lineage: Eukaryota; Metazoa; Chordata; Actinopteri; Scombriformes; Scombridae
Product: dynamin-1-like protein
Exons: 17
Coding region: 165-2147 (660 amino acids)
Biological process (GO): mitochondrial fission
Cellular component (GO): membrane; cytoplasm; mitochondrion
Molecular function (GO): GTP binding; microtubule binding; GTPase activity
Source: RefSeq, a predicted model, not a curated record
AAACUGACGCUUGUCACUUGCUGCUAAUUUUCGAUAACUAUCGAGGUUAAAUGCGGUUAUAUUGACGCUUUGCCGUUUUACUGCGAAAUAUGAAGAACAUGCACGUUUGACACGGAGGGAUAUUUGGCGUUGAACAUCGAUAGUGUGCUGAGUCUAGUGGAAGGAUGGAGAGUCUGAUCCCCACCAUCAACAGGCUGCAGGAGGUUUUUCUCACAGUGGGAGCAGAGCUCAUCCAGCUGCCACAGAUAGUGGUGGUUGGAUCUCAGAGCAGCGGAAAGAGCUCUGUGCUGGAGAGUCUGGUUGGACGGGAUUUCUUGCCUCGGGGAUCGGGAAUAGUCACAAGACGACCCCUGGUGUUGCAACUUAUUAAUGUUGCCCCUGUGGAGGAGAGACUGAAGGUUGAAAAUGGUGUCAAGGCUGAAGAAUGGGGUACAUUCCUGCACUGCAAGAACCAGAUCUUCACAGAUUUUGCAGAAAUUCGCAAAGAAAUUGAAGGAGAGACUCAACGCUGUUCAGGUGACAACAAGGGAAUCAGUCCUGAGCCCAUCUAUUUAAAGAUUUUCUCCCCCAAAGUCCUUAAUCUCACUCUGGUUGAUUUGCCUGGCAUUACUAAGGUUCCUGUUGGGGACCAGCCAGAGGACAUCGAAUCUCAAGUGCAAGAGAUGAUCUUGUCCUUCAUCUCCAAUCCAAACUCCCUCAUCCUCGCGGUGUCCCCUGCCAACUCUGACUUGGCCACCUCUGAUGCACUGAAAUUGGCUCGUGAGGUUGAUACAGAUGGUCGAAGAACACUGCUGGUAGUCAGUAAGCUGGAUCUGAUGGAUGCAGGGACCGAUGCUCUGGAGGUCCUGCUUGGUCGAGUCAUUCCAGUCAGGCUUGGGAUUAUCGGGGUGGUUAACAGGAGCCAGCAUGACAUCAAUACCCAGAAGAGCCUGGAGGAUUCGAUGAGGGAUGAGCAGGCCUUCUUGCAGCGCCACUACCCCUCGCUCGCCUCCCGCGCCGGCUCACGCUAUCUGGCCAAAACUCUCAGCAGACUGCUUAUGCACCACAUCCGGGACUGCCUGCCAGACCUCAAAACCCGGGUGACCGUGCUGAGUGCCCAGUACCAGACACGACUCAUCAGCUAUGGCCAGCCAGUAGAGGACGAAAGCGCCACUCUGCUGCAGAUCGUCACCAAGUUCGCCAGCGAUUACUGCAACACCAUAGAGGGAACAGGCAGGCAUAUUCAAACAACAGAGCUCUGUGGGGGUGCUCGGAUGUGUUACAUAUUCCAUGAGACCUUUGGCCGCACUUUGCAGUCCAUUGACCCACUCGGGGGACUUACCGAGCUCGAUAUCCUCACUGCCAUCCGCAAUGCUACGGGCCCACGGCCAGCACUUUUUGUGCCCGAGGUGUCCUUUGAGCUGCUGGUGAAGCGGCAAAUUAAGCGGCUGGAGGAGCCCAGUCUACGCUGUGUUGAGCUUGUCCAUGAAGAACUACAGAGGAUCAUUCAGCACUGCUCCUCCUUCAGCACGCAGGAGCUUCUGCGAUUCCCCAAACUGCACGAUUCCAUUGUGGAAGUGGUGACUGGAUUACUGCGGAAGCGUUUGCCUAUUACCAAUGACAUGGUGCACAAUUUAAUAGCAAUAGAGCUAGCCUACAUCAACACAAAGCACCCCGACUUCACAGAUGCAGCGCAAGUCUCAGCAUCUGUCAACAAUCAGCAGGCAGAGGCCCUUGAUGGAGGGAAACGCUGGAAGAAUGAGAAGGUUGCAGAAGAGAAAGCUCCGGCUGCAGGCUUUGGCAGCCCCAGCAGAGGCCAUGCCAUUAACCUUCUUGACACAGCGGUGCCAGUAUCCCGCAAGCUGGGUGCAAAGGAGCAGAGGGACUGUGAGAUCAUCCAGCGCCUCAUCAAGUGCUACUUUCUUAUUGUCCGCAAAAGCAUCCAAGACAGUGUGCCUAAGACAGUGAUGCACUUCCUGGUGAACUUUGUGAAAGAACAUCUGCAGAGUGAGCUGGUGGGUCAGCUUUACAAACAGCCACUGCUGCAGGAGCUGCUCAUUGAGUCACAGGACACGGCACAGCAGCGGACCGAGGUUGCUCAAAUGCUUGAGGCUCUUAAAAAAGCCAAUAACAUCAUCUCUGAGAUCCGAGAGACCCAUCUGUGGUAGCCAGCCGAAACGAACAACUCCCUUGUCAUACAACAGCUUUGAGAGUAUGAGAGUGUAUGUGAGUUUACAGCAGAGAGAGAGUGUGUGUGUUUGUAAUUAUGUGGCAGUACAACAGUUUUCUCAUGGACCAAUGACCAUACCACGUUAAGACUUACUCUCUUUGUCAUCUGUUGCCCCUGAGCUGUACAUCAGGGCUGUUGCUUUUCACUGUGUAUGUUGUGUAGUGACUGAAAUUAAUUGAACACUCAGGCUGAAAGUGUUGUUAAUGUAAAUGAGACAGCUGUGAACAAAAUAUUUUUUUCUUUUUUGUCAUAAAAUGUUUGUUGGAACAUAAUUCUGUAAUAUAUGUAAAUUAUAUGUGGCAUAUUUAAGUUCUCUUAUUCUGCAGUUUCCAAAAACUUGGCUUCCUCUGAGGCCCUUUAGCAGGUGCUGAAACCAUGUUACAUUAGAUGUUUUCCAAAUUCAAUCUCCUUUGUUGGAGCAUUUCGUCAGAGAUAGAAAUGGAGUGAAGUUCCAAUUCAAUUAAUGAUGACUGCAAUGCAACACUGAAGACAGACUGUGGUCACGUGUGGAAAUAACAAAAUGAUUGCACAAUGUUUUACGAGCUCUGUAGGAUUAAUUAAUAUCAGAUUUAUUUUCUAUCUACAUAUCAUCCAGUUUGUACUGUUAUCUGUUUUGCUGACAGUGUUGUUUGUAAACUCGGGGACCAAGCGUUCACAGCUUUUGUUAGGUUUUUAAGAAGACACACACAGUUGGACACGUAUAGUCUGUAGCUUACAUGUACUUUGAUAUUUGGCACACAGAAAUUAAUUCAUAUUAUUAAUAAUAAUAAAUAUAAUUAAUGUAUAAAACUUGUCAGAAGAUGAUAAUAGAAAGUUAGGAUAUGUCAUCAUUUUUUAGAUUUUAGAUCCUGAUGGUAUAUUCAGUAACUUCCCUUUAUUUCCUCAAACUAAAUGUCUACCCAAUUCCCAGUUUUAGAGAUGUGCUACAUACCUAUCUUUGACCCUCUCCAGUAGUAAAGACAAAUUUGCCCCAUAGGAUUCAGAGAAUAACAGUAUGGAGAUACCUCCGACAUGCAGUUUUUGCAUCCCAUUGUAUGCUGAUGUCCCCAUACGAACCAUAAACUUGCAUCUUAAUUAAGCCAGAGUGAUUUUCUAGUCACACAAUUAAUUCUGUAAUAUUGCUUGAUGUGUUUUAAUUAUCAUCUCUUCACAUCUGUUCUUAACUUAGACCAUUGUUCCGGCAGAUUCCUCUCCCGAGUGCUGUAGCUGUUAAUGUGAAUCUGUUCCCAUAAACAAAACAAAUAGUUAUCCUAGGCUUUUUCAGGAAGAACUGCCUUAAUGGGACCAUUGAACAGUAACUGACUUCUGUGUGAUCAGGGAGCCAACACAAUAUCCAGUCAGUCUUGUCCCUCUAAAAGCCCUGUCUAAGUUUGCAUGUCUGUGUUCAGUAUGCAUGUGUGGACGUAUGAGUGAAUGAUUAGUGUAUAUUUUGUAUUAUGUAUAUGUAUAUUAUGAUCAUGUGUCAACUGCCUCUGAGUUCUUGCCUGCCAAUAUUUGUGAUACAUGUUUACUGGAUGGAGUCUGUAGAGAUUGGAGAGAGAUUCAUUAAAUUCUG